Messenger RNA from Echinops telfairi (small Madagascar hedgehog), 1194 nucleotides. Its product is annotated as ZZ-type zinc finger-containing protein 3-like. The record is from RefSeq and is a predicted model, not a curated record. Lineage: Eukaryota; Metazoa; Chordata; Mammalia; Afrosoricida; Tenrecidae. Gene Ontology annotation, molecular function: zinc ion binding.
AUGGCUCAGGACCAAGCAGUGCUUCUCUCUGUGGAACACAGGUCGCUAUGUGCUGGAAUUGACUUCCGGGCAACUAACACUACCACCAUCUAUCAGGGAAAACUCCUAAGUGGAGAUGGAAGAUUUGAAUUAAAGCGAGCGUUCUCCUGCAUUUCACAGCUUCCAUAGCCACAGAGAGUUGUUCAGUUACCUGACAUUUCAUGGGACCAAUAUACCAAUAGUCUUGGGAACUUUGAAAGAGAAUUUAAAAACCGUAAGAGACAUACUAGGAGAGUUAAACUAGUUUUCGAUAAAGUAGGUUUACCUGCUAGACCAAAAAGUCCUUUAGAUUCUAAGAAGGAUGGGGAUUCCCUUUCUUACUCUAUGUUGCCUUUGAGUGAUGGUCCAGAAGGCUCCAACAGUCGUCCUCAAAUGAUAAGGGGACGCCUCUGUGAUGAUACCAAACCUGAAACAUUUAACCAAUUAUGGACCAUAGAAGAACAGUUCUUGAAAUACCCCAAAGAAGUAGAAUCUCGGCGCUGGCAGAUCACAGAUGAAUUGGGCAAUAGGACAGCAAAACAGGUUGCCAGCCGAGUGCAAAAGUAUUUCAUAAAGCUAACAAAUGCUGGCAUUCCAGUCCCAGGAAGAACACCAAACUUAUACAUGUACUCCGAACAGUCUUCAACAAGCAGACGACAGCACCCCCUUAAUAAACAUCUCUUUAAACCUUCCACUUUCAUGACCUCCCAUGAACCUCCAGUUUACAUGGAUGAAGAUGAUGACCGUUCCGGUUUUCACAGCCACAUGAGCACUGCUGUUGAGGAGGCAUCUGAUGCAGAAAGUAUUCCUAUUGUGUUUAGAAAUUUACCUGAAUAUAAGGAACUAUUACAGUUUAAAAAAAUUAAAGAAACAGAAACUUCCCAACAGAUGCAAGCAGAAAAUGGAUUUGUACAACAUGUGGGCUUUAAGUGUGGUAACUGUGGCAUAGAACCCAUCCAGGGCAUUCGGUGGCACUGCCAGGAUUGUCCUCCAGAAAUGUCUUUGGAUUUCUGUGAUUCUUGUACUGACUGCCUACAUGAAACAGAUAUGCACAAGGAAGAUCACCAAUUAGAACCUGUUUAUAGGUCAGAGACAUUCUUAGACAGAGACUACUGUGUGUCCCAGGGCACCAGUUACAAUUACCUUGACCCAAACUACUUUCCAGCGAACAGAUGA